AUGCAUCCCCAUGCUACACACUCCUCGUCUGAGUUGUCGAGAGUCAUUGCUGGCUGGCUGCGAGAGGUGUGUGGGGCAGGGCAGGCACUCAUCCAGGUGGAGGUAGAACCAGUGGGACGAUGGUUCCACAUAUAUGAGGCACGGCGUCUGCGGGGCCACCUCACCUCCUCAGUUGGGGAAAGUGAAGAGGAGAGUGAGGAGGAGGAGGCUCAGGAGGUGGAGGUGGACGAUGACAUACACUAUCUUCGCUCUCUCAACCCAGCAGACUGGAAGGACCAGGAUCAUUAUGCAGUACUGGGACUCCGAAAGCACAGGUACAAGGCCUCUGAUGAUGACAUCAAAAGAGCGUACCGCAUGAUGGUUCUGUGGCACCACCCAGACAAGCGGCGAGCAGCUGGGGAGGAGGUGAGGGAUGACGAUGACUACUUCACCUGCAUCACCAAAGCCUAUGAGAUUCUCGGGGACCCCAUCAAGCGACGCUCCUGGGACUCGGUGGACCCAGAGUUUGAUGACGAGGUGCCGGCUGUCAGUGCACACAAUAAGGCAAACUUCUCCCAGAUUUUCACAGGGGUGUUUGAGUGCAAUGCUCGUUGGUCCACCCACAAGCAUGUUCCUGGCUUGGGCAAACCUGAUGACACCAAACAAAAGGUUGAUCGCUUCUAUGGAUUCUGGUACGACUUUGAUUCCUGGCGAGAGUUUUCAUAUCUGGAUGAGGAGGAAAAGGAGAAGGGACAGGACCGGGAGGAGCGUCGAUGGAUAGAGAAGCAGAACAAGGUAGAGCGAGCGAGGCGUCGGAAGGAGGAGAUGGGUCGAUUGCGCAGGCUAGUUGACAAUGCAUAUGCCUGUGACCCAAGGAUAGCCAAAUUUAAAGAAGAAGACAAGGAAAGAAGACUGGCUGAGAAAAAGGCAAAAGCAGAGGCAAUCAGGCAAAAACAAGAAGAGGAGGAGAGGGUAAGGCAGGAAGCUGAGGAAGCAGAGAGAAAGAAAAGAGAAGCAGAGGAGGCAGAGCAAAGAGCAAAACAGGAGGUAGAAAAGAAGGAAAGAGAGGUGCUGAAGAAAGCAUUAAAAAAAGAGAGGAAGAUGCUGCGGACUCUCUGUAAGGACAACAGUUACUUUGCAUCAGAGGAGGGGGAGCGAGUGCAGACCAUGACAGAUGUGGAGCUGCUGUGUGAGGCACUGGAGCUGACCCGCCUGGAGGAACUCAACAAGGAACUAGCACAAGUGGCCCAGGACAAGAUGCAAGGGUGGGAGGUACUCAUGAAGGAGGUGAGUGAGGUGCGCAACAGGAUCAAAAAGGAGAGGGAGGAGGUGGCAGCAGCGGCAGCAAGGGGAGGGGGUGGAGGAGGAGGGGAAGGUUCAUCACUCAAAGUCUGGAAUCAAGAUGACCUCCAGCUGCUCAUCAAAGCCGUCAACCUCUUCCCUGCCGGCACAACAAAGAGGUGGGAAGUUGUGGCAGAGUAUAUCAACCAACACACAGCCACCAGCAUCACCAGGCUGGCCAAGGAGGUGCUCAAUAAGGCCAAGGAGCUGCAACACUCAGACAAGCACAUGAGGGAGGCAGCCAACAAGAAUGCCUACCACAGCAUGGAGAAGGCACAGGCUCGGCAGGUGAUCAGCGACACCACAGCCUCCCAGAGAUAUGACACACCACAGGAGAUGCUGGGGAUGAACACUGCUGCUUGGGGAGCUGAGGAACAGAGGUUGCUGGAGCAAGCCCUCAAGACCUAUCCAGUCUCUACUCCUGACCGCUGGGACCGCAUUGCCAAGUGUGUCCCCAACCGAACUAAGAAAGACUGCAUGAGGCGCUAUAAAGAGCUUGUUGAGAUGGUGAAGGCAAAGAAGGCGGCUCAGGCUGCUGCAGUGGGAAAAAAGUGAGGAGCCAAACCCUGCUGUCUUCUUUCCUUUGUGAGUUCAGAUGUAGCAAAUUCUUGUAGCUGUUGUGUGAAGCAAUCUAUCUCUUGUUCUAUUUUUAAGCAUUAUGUCUCAGCAGUGCCACUUUUGGACUACCUGAAUUGGAGGGGCAGCUACAUAUAUUGAUGGGGACACAAAAGUGUAGCUAGGGAUCUGUUUCUUUCCCCUCCACUUCUCCCUUUCUCUCCUUUAUAACCUCAUCCCCCAACUCUUCCAUCUCUUCCAUCACACUUCACUUCCACUGCUUGCAAUAAGUUGUCAUGCAAAAAGCAAAAUUAACACUUGGAAAAGUAUUUUUAAGUGCUAUGGGAAAACUGCUAAUAUUGAAAAUUAAUGUUGAUAAGUGCAGAAUUCUAUACAUUGCAGAAAGCAGAUGCAAAACAGCAUGUGCUUUUCCUUAUCAUCAUAGUGUAGCUCUGGAGGACAGAAGGGCAAUCUCCAUUAAUAUGGCAGUAGCCACAAGGAAGCCACUUCCUGAAGAAUGAAUGGAUCUGUGGCAGUUGUAUAAAAAAUUACAAGACGUGUGAAAAAGUGUGCGGUGAUUGUGACUAUAAUAAGAAGUAAUAUGCAAUGAUGACCAUGUGAUUGCAUACAAAUGUGUACCUUCUUAAUUUUCUAAAGGAAAACUACAGUCUUAAGUUUGAUUUUAAAGUAACACUAAAUUUACAAGGUGGGUAAGAGUAAAGAUGCCACAUGAAGAGCUGCAGGUAAAUGCUGUGAUUAGUGUAGAUCCUAAUGAAGAGUUACCAUAGAAAAUACACAAACAUCAUUGAGACAAUAGUUGUGACUUAACAUGCUUAUACACAUUCACAGGUCCUUGAUACACAUGAUUCAAGCCUGACACUUGAGGAAUAUUACUUUGUAAGUAAUGGAGGUGCAGCUCAGAGGUGUUUCAGAAUAUAGCUCUCAGUGGCUGAUGCAUGGAAUAAGUUCAUGAUGUGCGAUUCAGUACCUCAAAUAAGUGACUCAGUCUGUGAUAUAAGUAAUAAUGCAAGCUGUUGAAUCAUGGAUGUGCGCCUCAGAAUGUGUGACCUCGUAGCUUUGCCCGGACCAGCAUAGUCAACCCUAACCUAGGCCAACACAGCCAGUAAUAGCUUUGUGAAACACCAAAAUAUAGAUAAUCAUUAUUAUCAUCUGCAGCCACCAUGCUCACCCACCACCUACACAAAA
Molecule: messenger RNA, 3081 nt
Organism: Scylla paramamosain (green mud crab)
Lineage: Eukaryota; Metazoa; Arthropoda; Malacostraca; Decapoda; Portunidae
Product: dnaJ homolog subfamily C member 2-like
Exons: 14
Coding region: 1-1875 (624 amino acids)
Biological process (GO): regulation of translational fidelity; 'de novo' cotranslational protein folding
Cellular component (GO): cytosol
Molecular function (GO): ribosome binding; Hsp70 protein binding
Source: RefSeq, a predicted model, not a curated record